This is a messenger RNA of Sycon ciliatum, 2503 nucleotides long. RefSeq lists its product as uncharacterized. NCBI's taxonomy places the organism in Eukaryota, Metazoa, Porifera, Calcarea, Leucosolenida, Sycettidae. The transcript is spliced from 2 exons. The record is from RefSeq and is a predicted model, not a curated record. Bases 615 to 2108 code for a protein of 497 amino acids.
GGUUGAAGCUGACUCGACUUAGUUUACCGGGAUGUUCUCCUUACUUUAUGUUAUACCCGAAGGUAUCGCGCUGAGCAGCUAACUACAUUGUUAGCUUGUCAGAGAGACCGCUGCAGCAUCUCCUUCGCGCUGCUCUUGCCUGCGGAUUCAGAACGGGCAGAAAGUGACAAGUAAUUGCGAGCGGAAGAACCCUUUGGAAAUGCUAAGGCCCAGUAAGUGUAUUAUUUUACACAAGUAACCUGUCAUCUGUAUGUACUAUCUUCAUGCGCUCGUGCAGCACGUGUAGCUUCAGCACUGUGAGGUCACAACAGAUGAAGGGCAGCAGCGAGCAGCAACGGGAUUUCUGGUGGCGACUGGUUUUUCACAACUUGUCAGGCUCAACUCAACUGUGGGGCGCUGUACUGUAUAAUGUUCCCACUAGGUCGUACGUACAUGUCUAGCUUUCAGCAGCUCACAAUUCUGCCCAGCCACAGUUUGUUCCGCGGCGUCAACAGGUCACAUUGAUCGCCGCAGCUGGAGCAUACUGAACACUCCUAUACCCAGCCGUGACAGACCGUUUGCUUGCUUUGUGCAGUUCAGCACGGCGGCUUACCCUGAUUUGCCAGUGCGUUACCAUGGAGACGGCACAAGAAAUUCUCUCAUCCCCGUUCAACGGCUCAGCGUCUACAGUAGUUGCCACGGUCACGCUAAGCGACCUGGCACCGAGGGUUGGCUCAUACGGCGUUCCUGAAUUUGUGGUGGACACGGUCCUGGUGACCGUCACUAUGGUAACGAUUACCUUGGCGCUGAUUGUGUUCUGGAAAUCUCGUAUGAACUGCUGUCUUCUUGAUUACACGUUCCUGAUUGAACUAGUGAGUGGAAUGGUGCUCACGAUGGCUUACUACCUUCCACAAGCUGCACAGGUAGUUGGCAUUUGGAGUAAGAUACGCAAGGAUUCAUUUGCAUGCCAGCUCUUUGGCAGCAUCAUGGUGACUUUGGCAUUCUUGCAAAUCAUGAACGCUCUUUUCUUCACAUCCCUGCGCUUGCUGUCGAUCAAGAAGCCGUUCCUGUAUGAUCGUUGGUUUGCGUUUAACACCAAGCUAGCCGUUCCAGCAGCCAUCUUGCACGUGCUACUGCCGACCUGUGUAGUCAUUGCCACUGCUACUUAUCCGCUCGACGUCAGACUCUACAACGGCAUAUGCCUGCUGGAUUUCCGUGAGGGAUCCUCGCACACCCUCCUGCUGGUCUUGCUGUCCAUAGGAACGACUGUCUUGGUGCUGCUGUUCGUUCUGCACGCGGCACUCGGCUAUACGUUCAGACAACUGAGCAGGCCGCCGACGUCGAUUAAGUCCUGGGAUGAGUCACUGCAGAAAACGUCCGCACUGAAGGAGGACGGCCGAGCUGAAGAUGACGGCGAUCACUUCCCUAAGGCGAAGCCCUCCUCGCAGGUGACAAAGCACAGGAAGAAAAGUGCGUCUGUUGGAUUUGGGCUUAUCAUGCCGGCUUUGACCAAACAGGCUAUGACGCUGCGCCCGCUUCACCAGUCAUUCAGCAAUACUGACAUCCCAAGCUCUGUGCACAGUAUUGCAGUGGAUGGUGGCCAGAAACCUGCUGAUGGGUCUGAGAGCAAAUCAGCAACCCAGCCAGAUCACGUGAACGAGACACCCGCCACCUCCACAAGAAAAUGUCGUUUUCUCCGCCGUUGUCACAGCCAAGGUGACCUGUCCCACCGUGCACACGGCACUAAACAUGGACCGGGAACGGGACGCAGACGGCUUUACGGUGGCUCCCUGCACGCACUACAGCUUCUCCAUCAUCGCGUGAAAAUGUCACCACUGACAAGGCUAACGCUAGCACUUUCUCUGACACACGUUGUCUCCAAACUUCCGGGAGUGGUGAUCUGCUGGCUAGAACUACAGACAAAGUCGAGUCCAGUCAGCUUUUUCAGUUGGACCCUUCGCUUUUUUAUUUUGGCAUCCACUUUCAACAGCUUCCUAUUCGUACUUGCAAGAAGAACUUACAAGACUGAAGUUGAUCGUUUGUUCAAGCCCCUUCAAAGGUAUUUGAGAAGGGUGACGGAUAGGAUCUAUGGGAAUAGAAAACGUAGAACGGAUUACCAUCCAGUAUAAGCUGAUGGUCCUCUGUGCUAAGACUUCUGAAGGUAUAUGAACAACAGGCUUCCAUCGUUGUAUACAGGCUUUUUGUCACUAUCCGAUUGUAUGUUGAAAUGGCAGCAAUUCCCCCCGCCACCAGUGAACAAUAAGUUGUUACAUUGCUGCCACUGCAAUUAUAAUUAUUAUCUUGAAGAUAUCGGUGUUGAUAUUCAGUGUACUCCUGGCCUAUGCUGCUUGAAUAGACAGACAUUUAGUAGACAUUACUUUACAACGGUGAUUUGAUUAGGGUAUCAAUCAUUCAAAAUCUGAUUACUUUAGCGUUUCAAAACGAUAUUGAAAUUUGAAAGAGAUAAUUAUCCUGCUGCAUACUAUGUCAGAAUGUCGGAACAAUCAGUACUUGCUUGUGAGGA